Ceratosolen solmsi marchali is the source of this 1380-nucleotide messenger RNA. RefSeq lists its product as uncharacterized. The record is from RefSeq and is a predicted model, not a curated record. The coding region runs from base 85 to 1338 and encodes 417 amino acids. The transcript has 2 exons. Gene Ontology annotation, molecular function: DNA binding. Gene Ontology annotation, cellular component: nucleus. Lineage: Eukaryota; Metazoa; Arthropoda; Insecta; Hymenoptera; Agaonidae.
ACAGUCGGCAUUCUAACCUCGUUAAAUUUAUGUCGGUAGGCUAAUUACAUAAACAUACUCGAUUGCUUUAAAAUAAAUUGUGCGAUGGUCAGGAAAUAUAUAAAGAAAAGUCGGAGAAGAAUGUGGUCAACGGAAGCUAUGAAAAUGGCAAUCGAAGCCGUUAUAAAGCAAGGACUCAGCAUUAAAAAAGCUUCGAUCGAGAAUGAAGUACCUCAGGCAACAUUAUCGAGAAAGAUUCAUCAAUGUCGGUGUGAUCCUGAUAAAAGUAUCGAUUUAGUUAUGCAUCCAAAAGCAUCAAAUUUUCAAACGGUAUUUACCAAAGAGCAAGAGUUAAUUUUGUGCCAAUAUAUUAAUAUGUUAGAGGAUCAAUUGGUUGGAUUAACUACAAUAGAUAUAAGGCGUUUGGCAUUUCAAGUAGCUGAAAAAUUAAGGAUUCCCCAUCGUUUCAAUAGGGACAUCGAGACUGCGGGCGAAGACUGGUAUCGUGGAUUCUUGAAAAGGAACCCCCGAGUUACCUUAAAAAGAGUCGAUCACUUAUCGGAAAAAAAUCGAGAAUUAAACGAGAAUAGGGUGUAUCAAUUUUUUGACUUAUUAGAAGGCACGAUUAACAAAUACGAUCUCAAAGCCAGCGACGUGUACAACGUCGAUGAAACCGUUAUAACUUGUCUACCAAAAUACGAUUCUAAUAUCGAGAGCAUUGAAUUAGAAGAGUUUGCAUCGGCUGAGCAAAACAAAUUGGUUACCGCUGUAAUUUGUCUUUGCGCCAAUGGCGAUCACCUGCCGCUCUUACUGAUCUUUCCCUGCCUUAACAAGUGCAAAACCUUAGUUAAAGGCGCACCGCCCGGAGCAUGGGCCGAAUUCCAUCCUACGGGCCAAAUGCAUCUGAGCAUAUUCAUAAAAUGGUUAAAAAAAUUUAUUCACUUUUCCAAGGCCACCAGAGACUCUCCCGUGCUACUCAUACUGGAUGGAUAUAGAUCGUAUCUCAAGGAUUUACAAGUACUUGAAAUAAUUCAAGAAAAUGGCGUUAAUGUGAUGUGCGUACCCUCGCAAUUUGGUGAUAAAUUGCAGCCAAUUCGGUUGAAUUUUAUGACCUGCUUAAGUAAAACUUAUUCCUCGGAACUUAUGAAAUGGAUUCGUUCGAAUCCCAAUUGUAUCGUAUCUAUGAAUGAAAUAUAUCAACAUUUUGGUAAUGCAUUUUUAAAAGUUUUAAAAAUUGCCACUCCCGCAAGCUGUUUUCGUGAUACUGGCAUUUGGCCCGUAGAUAGAAAUUUGUUGAACAAAGAUGUUGACCGAUCAGCGAAAACUGAAAGCCCGACUAAAGAAAAGAGUAAGUCAUAACUUAGAUUGAAUUUACAUUGGCUUUAAAUUUCACUCUUACAC